AUUGAAAAGUCAAAACUCUUCAUUGGUGAUUAUUAGGGUUUGUUGGUUGGGGAAGAUUAACUGAGCCCUUUAAGCUCAGCUCAAGAGAGAGAAAGAGAGAGGAGAGAGAAGCCUCUAACCUAACAAAUUCUCAAGAUUCAUAUGAAGGCAAAUCAAGUAACAUUUGGGGGCAUUUAAAGAACAAAUUGUUUUGAGCUCUUAAGUUUUUUAUUUGCUUGUUUGUGAUUUUAUAUGGAUUUCGUCAUCUUGGUGUUUGCUUCCUGCAAUUAUUAUUCAUAAAGUAGGUGUCUGGAUUCUCGAAGUUAUAUUGGAGAAGGGGGGUAGUGCAUGAGUUGAUGCUUGUUACUAAAUGUACUGAUCGUUAUGAUAGUUUUUGUGUAUAGUAGUGGUUGUUGUGUUUUAUCCUAUAAAGAGGUGCAAGCUAAUCAGCUGUGGUUAAUAAGCCGAUAUGCCGAGUAACUAUCUUUUUAGAUUAAGCCGGGCAGCUAGACAGGGACUCCAGAAAUCCAUAUCUGGGAAAGAAAGUGGGCUCCAGGAUUCUGUUGACAUUUUGGUUGCCCAAGGGAGAUUGUUGUUUGGCAAUUCAAAGUGCUUCUAUUCAGUACCAUUUGCAAGACCAGCUGACCUGAAUGUGCUUGUCCGGCCUGGAACCUUAGCUGCCGCACAGGCGAAUUUGCACGUAGCAAACCAGAAAAAGAAUAUUUCUGUAGUUGGAGCUAUUUCUCGUGCAGUUUCAAUUCCUUCUGUGUCAGGACCAGCAUUUCACAUCUGUGGCUAUCACAUUGAUCGCGUGAUAUCGGACCCGGGUAAAAGUUUGUCUGACAGCGACUCUCACAAAGCACCUAUGGAAAUCUGUGGUUCUCGAACUUGUCCUCCUGGCUGUUCCUCAAGCAAAAUGACUUCAAGACAUCUCAAUGGUGUUCUUUCUGUAAAUAAUCCUAUUACCUCUUAUAGCAAUAAAAGCUUUGAUAAUUGUAGAAAAGCCAGCAUGAGUUUGAGAAACAACAAUCAGCCCAACAACUUUUUACUUUAUGGAUAUUUCGCAUACAAUGUGGCAAAGAGACGGGGAAAUUCUAAUCUAUAUGAAGGCUUUGGUUUGAUGGGGUUCCAUACUUCAUCAACUGCUUCUUCUUCUACUGGCACUGCUCAUGAUGUGUCAUUUGGUAGCUCUACGUGUGGGGUGCAGCUCUCAAGUUCAGCAGAUUCAUCUGAACAGAAUAUCCGCAUUGACAGAACCCUGAAACUAAAUUCCGGAUCAUGUUACCUGCCUCAUCCUGAUAAAGAAGAUACUGGUGGAGAGGAUGCUCAUUUUAUUUGCAGUGAUGAACAAGCAAUUGGUGUAGCUGAUGGUGUUGGUGGUUGGGCUGAUCUUGGUAUUGAUGCUGGGAAGUAUGCACGAGAGCUAAUGUCGAACUCAGUGGCUGCAAUUCAAGAUGAGCCAAAAGGUUCAGUGGACCCAGCCAGAGUCCUCGAUAAAGCUUAUACAUGCACAAAAGCCAAAGGUUCCUCAACUGCCUGUAUAAUUGCCCUCACAGAUCAGGGUCUGCAUGCUAUCAAUUUAGGAGAUAGCGGAUUCAUUGUGGUCAGAGAUGGAUCUACUGUUUUCAGAUCCCCUGUGCAGCAGCAUGAUUUCAAUUUCACGUAUCAACUAGAGAGUGGUAAUGCUGGUGACUUACCAAGUUCUGGAGAGGUCUUCAAAAUACCAGUGGCACAAGGAGAUGUUAUAAUAGCUGGUACUGAUGGGUUGUUUGACAAUUUGUACAACAAUGAUAUUAAUGCAAUCGUCGUUCAUGCAACGAGAGCUGGCUUAGGGCCACAGGUGACAGCUCAGAAGAUAGCUGCAUUAGCUCGGCAAAGAGCACAGGAUAAAAACAGGCAGACCCCUUUCUCUUCUGCAGCUCAAGAAGCUGGGUUCCGUUACUAUGGAGGGAAGCUGGACGAUAUAACUGUGGUUGUAUCCUACAUAAGCAGUGACAGAAACGUAUGAGCGCACUCUGAAAGAUCUAACAGCUUAAAGAUGUAGUUAAGAGCUUUGGUUUCUUGCUUUGGAUCACUUGGCUUCGGUCUACAGCCUACAGCCUACAGGUUUUAAGCUCCAUUUGAAGGGGAUGUCAAAUCUUUGCUUAUAUCGUGUGAACCAUCUCGAAGAUCACUUUUACUUCUGAUGUGCUAGCUUUCUGGCAAUUUACCUCCUCUUUCCCACUUAAUGCAUCACACACACAAGCGAAGAAGGUAGAUCGCAAACCACUUCCUCCCUCUCUCCCUCCCUCCCGUUAGCGGAAAGAUCAUAUGAGUGCUGAUCAUGUAUAUGGAAUAGAUGUAGACAGAAAAGUGCUUGAUUUAGGUAUUAUCUUUCUGGAGAUUGUUGGUUUCCCAUAGAAUUGCUAGUUAGGACAUACAGUAACUUGCAGCAUUAAGCUUUCUUCAAUUCUUGGAAACCAAUUUCUGUUAUUUUUUUCCAGUGUAAUAGUAUUCUUGGACAUGAUUUUCCCACUGGCUGUAAAUAAAUGAGUAUUUCUCCUUUGUUCCCUA
Molecule: messenger RNA, 2532 nt
Organism: Solanum pennellii
Lineage: Eukaryota; Viridiplantae; Streptophyta; Magnoliopsida; Solanales; Solanaceae
Product: probable protein phosphatase 2C 55
Exons: 6
Coding region: 449-1987 (512 amino acids)
Source: RefSeq, a predicted model, not a curated record